This is a messenger RNA of Thamnophis elegans (Western terrestrial garter snake), 2304 nucleotides long. Its product is annotated as vomeronasal type-2 receptor 26-like. The transcript has 5 exons. Lineage: Eukaryota; Metazoa; Chordata; Lepidosauria; Squamata; Natricidae. Bases 1 to 2304 code for a protein of 767 amino acids. Gene Ontology annotation, cellular component: membrane. Gene Ontology annotation, molecular function: G protein-coupled receptor activity. The record is from RefSeq and is a predicted model, not a curated record. Gene Ontology annotation, biological process: G protein-coupled receptor signaling pathway.
AUGCUGCAGCCGAAAGAGAAGGUGCCAUGCAAAAAGAUCCUUACGUUGGAAUCUAUGAAUUGGCAGGUCAAGGCAGUGGAGUACAUGAAUCAGGGGGCUGCUAUCCUGAAAGUGGGCAAGAUCAAAAAGGAGCUGUGGAAGGGCCUCAGAAAGCCUUCCACAGAAGUUGUCAGAGCCAACAUUGGUGAUUCACAACCCCUACCCAAAAACUACCAGCUCUUCCUGGCCUUGAUGUUUGCUGUCAUGGAGGUGAAUAAGGAUCCAGUUCUCCUCCCCAACAUCACACUUGGAUUCGACUUGCAUGACAAUCUGAAGAUGGAGAGGAACAUAUUUGCAUUCAGCCUCUCCCUGCUCUCCACCCAAGGCCAAAUGGUCCCAGGUUAUAAAUGUAACAGGCAGGACACUCUGCUCUCUGUCAUUGGAGGUGACAAUCCCAAAUCUUCAAGGCAGAUGGCCUCCAUCUUCAGCAUCUACAAGGUCCCACAACUCGGUGUUGGCUUUGAGUUAUCACAGGGAGAGAGAAGAGUUUAUCCUUCCUUUUUCCGGAUUAAUCCCAGUGAAUCUGCUCAGUAUGUGGGUUUAAUCCAGCUGCUCCUGUACUUCCAGUGGAACUGGGUUGGGCUGGUGGCACCUGAAGAUGACAAUGGAGAACAUUUCAUCUCAUCUCUGACACCAAGGCUGAAGGAAAGGGAGAUCUGCCUAGUUUUCACUGAAAUGAUUAAAUUGGAUUUUCGUGGUUUUCGAGGGUUCUCUUAUAUUUUCAACCUUUUGUCUAAAGCUGAAAUAAUUAUUUUGUUUGAUGAUUCCAAUAUCUUUAAAGACAUACAGGUGAUAUUAAUGGCAUAUCAAGAGAGGAGAAAUGCACCACUUCUCAAAGUCUGGAUCUUUACAUCCAAUUGGAAAAUUAUUUCAAUAAGCUCUGAAUAUAUAUUGCAAGUUAUAAAGCCCUUCCAUGGGGCUUUGCAUUUUAGGGACCACACUGGGGAUGUCUCAGAAUUCAGCCGUCAUCUCAUGUCUUUAGACCCUUUGAAAUCACAAGGAGAUAUGUUUCUCCCAGUAUGGUGGGAACUGAUAUUUGACUGCAAGAUCCACAAACCAGGAGCGAGAUCUCAAACAGGGAGAAAACAAUGUACAGGAAAGGAGAAUUUACAGAAUGUCCCACCUUAUGUGUUUGAAACAAGCAUGACAGGAGAAAGUUACAAUAUCUACAAUGCCAUUUAUGCUGUGGCACACACAUUGCAUGCAAUGCAUGGAUUAGGAGUGCGACCAACAAUGAUGAGGCUGGGAAAGAGGAUCUCAAAUGUCCAGUCCUGGCAGAGGAGAAGAGUUCCAGAGGGCAAGCAGGUUUGCUGCUAUCAAUGUGCCCCUUGUCCAGGAGGGACCAUUUCUAAUCAGACAGAUGCAGCUUCCUGUGAUCCUUGCCCAGAAGACCAAUACCCCAACAUGGACAAGGAUCAUUGCAUGGCAAAGAAGAUUCACUUCCUCACCUAUCAAGAUCCCCUGGGAUAUACUUUAGCUUCCCUCGCACUUUCUCUGUCUAUGAUCACGCUGGCAGUUCUGGCAAUUUUUCUUAAACAUCGUGACACACCAAUCGUCAAGGCCAACAACCGAGAUUUAACUUACAUCCUCCUGGUCUCCCUCCUGUUCUGCUUCCUCUGCUCUUUCCUCUUCAUUGGUCGGCCCAGGAAGGUCACUUGUAUUUUCCGACAAACUGUCUUUGCCAUUCUCUUUUCUCUUGCAGUUUCCUCUGUGUUGGCAAAAACUGUCAUGGUGGUUCUGGCCUUCAUGGCCACCAAGCCAGGGAACAGGGCAAGGAAAUUUUUAGGAAAACCACUGACCAACUCCAUUGUCUUAGGCUGUCCCCUGAUCCAAAUAAUUCUUUGUGUUACUUGGUUAGUAACCUCUCCCCCAUUUUCCAGCUGGGACUUUAACUCCUUGGUAGGAGAGGCCAUCUUGGAAUGUAAUGAAGGUUCUGUUUUAAUGUUUUAUGCUGUCCUCGCCUACCUGGGUUUCCUGGCCCUCAUUAGUUUCACAGUGGCCUUUCUGGCAAGGAAAUUGCCUGAUAGCUUUAAUGAAGCCAAGUUCAUAACUUUCAGCAUGCUGGUCUUUUGUAGUGUUUGGAUCAGCUUUCUCCCCACCUACCUGAGCACCAAAGGGAAGUCCAUGGUGGCUGUGGAGAUCUUCUCCAUUUUGGCAUCUGGGGCUGGUCUCUUGGUUUGUAUCUUUCUUCCCAAAUGCUACAUUAUUCUACUGAGGCCAGAUUUGAAUUGUAGAGAAAAUAUAGUAAGGAACAAGAAUGUUUAA